AUGAUUGGGCCGUCGUCGACUGCGAGUGAUGUGGCAAAUCGCGAAGAGGAUCCAGUGAGAGUUAAACGAAAGCUCUUUGAGGACUUGGAUAUUGACAGUUUUUGCGAGGAAUUUCAGACGACGAAAAAGUGUCACUCGAUGGGGGAGGAUGAAUUGGGGAUGUCCCAGGUGGUGCAUCCGUCUGGUUUUUCAGCGAAUUCCGGACAGGAUACGUCAGGACCGGUGGCGAGACUGGAGGUGCUCGUGGUGGAUGGUACCUGGGACGUCUCGAGCCUCGGGGGUGCCGAUCUGAUUGACCUUUCGUCAUCGAUCAGCGGGAAUUCGGGGGUGCAGGGUAUCGCUGACGUGGGGAAUAUUGAUGGUAAUUAUGGCACCAUUCUUUAUAACUGGGAACCAACUGUCGAGGAUGCGGGACAUUUGACGCAAACGUGCACCUCGGAGCAACAGACGUCGAGUGCUGGAUCAUCGAUGUCUUGUAGCCAGCCGGAGGACCAGGAGAAUGGAAAUCUUUCGUGGCUUUUGGAUUUCAAGCUCGAUUCGCUUAUUGAAGCGCCAGAGGAUAAACCCCCUGCGCCACAGCCGCGUAAUAAUUAUGCAGGCUCUAGAAAUCGAAAUACCGGGACCAAUCGAGUGGACACAAAUGCCCCGUACGUAACCGAGAUUCGUGGCAAUUACAACGAGCAUAACCCGCCUGGCCGUCAGCCCCAAUCAACCUCCUAUGCAUCAGAUAAUCGAAAUUUCUCGACGUCUCGCUACGGCGGUCCAAAGAAGCCCCCCUUCACCUACACAGAAUUAAUAGAGCACGCUCUCCAAGAACGAGGGGAAUUGACGGUCUCCGCGAUAUAUCAGUGGAUUUCAGAGCACUUUCCAUAUUACAAGAGCAACGACGAUCGUUGGAAAAACUCCGUGCGACAUAAUUUAUCGAUAAAUCCACAUUUUCGAAAGGGAUCAAAAGCUCCUCACGGAGCUGGACACUUGUGGGCCAUUGCCAAUCGUGACGCCAGGCCACGAGCCUUAAGCACUCAGCAAAUAACUUCUGUACCAACGCAAAAGCAAAUUCUGAAGAAUAUUGCGGAGAGCAGUUACCCUCGCAGGAGCAAUAACACAGUGAGACAAAAUGUAGUCAUAGAUGAAGUAGCUGCGGCAACAGCAAGUAUCUGUCCAUCACCGGAGGAGAACGGCGUGGGUUCUGUUACGCUGGAGCACUGCGCUGAGCAGAUUCUCAGCGGAAUCAAAAGAGAGGUUGAAGUGCAAUACCUCAUGCCAAUGGCAGUGCAGAAUAAUGCACAGGAUGCUAGUCAACAGAUUCAACAGGCUGAGCAGACUUGCAGGGACAAGGAAACUGAGCGUGACUGUUGGAACGUUCUUGCAGACUUUCUGAACCCAGUGGCCAAGGAAGUAGUAGCCGAAGAGUGUGGAUUGAUUGGUGAGAGCUACCUCGUGACCGACCUGAAUCCAGCGGCCCUCGGCCUAAACAUGUCAGAGUCAGAAAUUAUCACCCCCGAUCAUCUCUUCGGUGAAGAACUGAGCUUUCAAUUCUACGAAUUGACAUCCCCCUCUCAGUUACAGUCAGCCUGACACCGGGACAAAAGU
Molecule: messenger RNA, 1593 nt
Organism: Diachasma alloeum
Lineage: Eukaryota; Metazoa; Arthropoda; Insecta; Hymenoptera; Braconidae
Exons: 5
Coding region: 1-1578 (525 amino acids)
Biological process (GO): regulation of DNA-templated transcription
Cellular component (GO): nucleus
Molecular function (GO): DNA-binding transcription factor activity; cis-regulatory region sequence-specific DNA binding
Source: RefSeq, a predicted model, not a curated record